This is a messenger RNA of Kickxella alabastrina, 3519 nucleotides long. RefSeq names its product rRNA-processing arch domain-containing protein. Gene Ontology annotation, cellular component: nucleus. Gene Ontology annotation, molecular function: RNA helicase activity; ATP binding; RNA binding. Lineage: Eukaryota; Fungi; Kickxellomycota; Kickxellomycetes; Kickxellales; Kickxellaceae. Gene Ontology annotation, biological process: RNA catabolic process; maturation of 5.8S rRNA. The record is from RefSeq and is a predicted model, not a curated record. Bases 128 to 3481 code for a protein of 1117 amino acids. The transcript has a single exon.
GCCCGACGCAUUCGUGUGCUCAUUUCCUAAUUGCGCGCCUCGGUCUUUUUUCCUCUUUCUCUCUCAAGGCGUUUGCUCAAUUUUUCCCUUAUUUUAUUUACACACAUUAUAUAUACAUAUUCCCAAUAUGGACACGAAUGCCUUGUUUGACGUGUUUAACGAGUCGGGCGACGAGUCAGCCGGCGCUUCGGAUAUUGAAGAGAGCAGCGCUCGCGCACCCCAGCAGUCAUCGGUGCUUCCUAUCAGCCGCACUGAAGCAGACGACGACGAGGACAACGAGGAGCAGCGCGGCCGCGGCGACAAGGCUAGCGAGCUGAAGCGCAAGCCAACGGCCGCCACAGACGACGGCAGCAACACAGACAGCAUGGAGAUCGACGGCAAGGCGGAUUACGGCAGCAAGCGCGCUCGCAAGGCCGCCUCGGCAGCGGGUGCCAAGGCGGCCGGUCUUGACGCCAUAGUGCUCGAUUCGUUCGAAGAGGAUCUGCAGCGCGAGGUGAAGCCCGCUGGGCUCGACACCAGUGCGGCAGACAAGGAGACGGGCAACGUUGUCCUGAGCCACUCGGUGCGCCACCAGGUUGCGAUCCCGCCGGGCUACAACUACGUGCCCCUGUCACAGCGCCCCAAGAUCGAGAACCCGGCCCGCACGUACCCGUUCCAGCUCGAUCCGUUCCAGCACGCGUCUGUGCAGUGCAUCGACAGCGGCGAGUCCGUCCUGGUCGCGGCGCACACGUCUGCGGGCAAGACUGUCGUGGCCGAGUACGCAAUUGCGCAGUGCCUGCGCGAGAAGCAGCGGGUGAUCUACACGUCGCCGAUCAAGGCGCUGUCAAAUCAAAAGUACCGCGAGUUCCUCGAGGAAUUCGGCGACGUCGGGCUGAUGACUGGCGACGUCACGAUCAACCCGCAGGCCAGUUGCCUGGUGAUGACGACGGAGAUUCUGCGCAGCAUGCUGUACCGCGGGUCGGAGGUCAUGCGCGAGGUGGCCUGGGUCGUCUUCGACGAGAUCCACUACAUGCGCGACAAGGAGCGCGGCGUCGUCUGGGAGGAGACGAUCAUCCUUCUGCCGCACCAGGUGCGCUUUGUGUUCCUGUCGGCCACAAUCCCCAACGCGAUGCAGUUUGCCGAGUGGAUCACAAAGACGCACGAGCAGCCGUGCCACGUUGUGUACACGGACUUCCGGCCGACGCCGCUGCAGCACUACCUGUUCCCGCAGGGCGGCGACGGCAUCCACCUGGUCGUCGACGAGAAGGGCCAGUUCCGCGAGGAAAACUUCCAGCGCGCCAUCACGUCGCUGCAGGACGCGCAGGGCCAGGCCGCCGACGACACCGAGGGCAUCGGCAAGGGCAGGCAGAAGAAGGGCCAGUCGAACAAGGGCAAGCAGACCGGCGCCAAGAGCGACAUCUACAAGAUCAUCAAGAUGAUCAUGUCGCGCAACUACCACCCGGUCAUCGUCUUCUGCUUCUCUAAGCGCGAGUGCGAGGGCCUGGCGCUGCAGAUGAGCAAGCUGGACUUCAACACGGACGCCGAGAAGGAGAUGGUCGGCGAGGUCUUCGUCAACGCCAUCAGCUCGCUCAACGAGGACGACCGCACGCUGCCGCAGAUCGAGAACAUCCUGCCGCUGCUCAAGCGUGGCGUCGGAAUCCACCACUCCGGGCUGCUGCCCAUCCUCAAGGAGGUCAUCGAGAUCCUGUUCCAGGAGGGCCUGCUCAAGUGCCUCUUCGCCACCGAGACCUUCUCGAUCGGGCUCAACAUGCCGGCGCGCACGGUCGUGUUCACGUCGGUGCGCAAGUUCGACGGCAAGGACUUCCGCUGGGUCAUGUCGGGCGAGUACAUCCAGAUGAGCGGCCGCGCGGGCCGCCGCGGGCUGGACGACCGCGGCGUGGUCAUCCUCAUGCUGGACGAGAAGAUGGAGCCGGCGAUCGCCAAGGGCAUGGUCAAGGGCGAGCCCGACGUGCUCAACUCGGCCUUCCACCUGUCGUACAACAUGAUCCUCAACCUGAUGCGCGUCGAGACGUUCACGCCGCAGUUCAUGCUCGAGCGCUCGUUCUACCAGUUCCAGACGCAUGCGGCCAUCCCCAAGCUCGAGCUGCGCGCCGCGGAGCUGCAGCAGGAGCUGGCCACGAUCCGGAUCGCCGACGAGCCCAGCGUCAAGCGCUUCUACGACCUGCGCACGCAGCUGGACACGCUCUCCGCCGACAUGACCAAGGUGCUCGUGCACCCGGCGCACUCGCUGCCGUUCCUGCAGCCAGGCCGCUUCGUGCGCGUGUGCACUGGCGGGCUGAACUUCGGCUGGGGCUGCGUGACGUUCUUCCAGCGCAAGAUCGUCAAGGACGCCAAGAGCAAGCGCAGCAACCCGCGCGCCGCCGCCGAGGAGGAGAGCCAGGCCGGCGCCGACGGCUACAUCGUCGACGUGCUCAUGCACUGCAGGCGCGCUGACGCCGGCGCCGCGCGCAAGCUGGAGGCGACGUCGGCGGCCGACGGCGACAUGGCCGUUGUGCCGUGCGACAUCAACGACACGGCGGGCGAGACCAUGGUCGUGCCCGUCCUGCUCUCGUGCAUCGACCGGAUCAGCACCGUGCGCGUGCACCUGCCCAAGGACAUCCGCUCGUCGGCCGAGCGCCGCGACAUGCGCAAGCGCAUCGCCGAGGUCGAGAAGCGCCUCGGCGGCAACAUCCCCCUGCUGGACCCGGUCGAAGACAUGGGCAUCAAGGACAGCGAGUUCAAGGCGCUGGUGCACAAGAUUGCUACGCUGGAGAGCAAGCUCCGCGAGCACAGGCUCUUUGGCUCGCCCGACGAGGCGCGCCUGUUCGCCGAGUACCAGGGCAAGGUCGAGGUUCAGAACCAGAUCAAGGACCUGCGGCACAAGAUCUCUGACGCGCAGUCCGCCGUGCAGCUGGACGAGCUGCGGUGCCGCAAGCGCGUCCUGCGCCGCCUCGGCUACACGACCGCCGAGGACGUCAUCACAAUGAAGGGCCGCGUCGCGUGCGAGAUCACAUCGGGCGACGAGCUGCUGCUCUCCGAGCUCAUGUUCCACGGCGUCUUCAACGACCUGACUACCGAGCAGACCGUCUCCCUGCUCUCCUGCUUUGUCUUUACUGAGAAGACCAACAACGAGCCGCCCAAGCUCAAGGAGGAGCUGGCUGGGCCCCUGCGCAUCAUGCAGGAGUCUGCCCGCCAGAUCGCCCAGAUCUCUAACGAGUGCAAGCUGGUCAUGAGCGAGGAGGAGUACGUCGAGUCGUUUAAGCCCGAGCUGAUGGACGUGGUCAACGCGUGGUGUCGCGGAGCCAAGUUUUCGCAGAUCUGCCGCAUGACGGAUGUCUUCGAGGGCUCGCUUAUUCGCGCGUUUAGGCGCUUGGAGGAGCUGCUGCGCCAGAUGUGCUCGGCUGCGAAGGCCAUUGGUAACGUCGAUUUGGAAAACAAAUUCGCCGAUGGCAUUGUCAAGAUCAAGCGCGACAUUAUCUUUGCUGCGUCGCUGUACCUUUAGUCCAAAACAAACAAACAAACAAACAAACAAACAAACAA